Messenger RNA from Hevea brasiliensis (rubber tree), 818 nucleotides. Its product is annotated as 18.1 kDa class I heat shock protein-like. Lineage: Eukaryota; Viridiplantae; Streptophyta; Magnoliopsida; Malpighiales; Euphorbiaceae. The record is from RefSeq and is a predicted model, not a curated record. Gene Ontology annotation, biological process: protein complex oligomerization; response to salt stress; response to hydrogen peroxide. Bases 144 to 791 code for a protein of 215 amino acids. The transcript has a single exon.
CUUCCACCUUUAUAUAUAACUCAUUCAUAUAUAUCAUUUUCAUCAAGAAAACGAGAAAAGAAGCAAGAACACUAGCACUCACUCUCAAAUCCAAUCACGACCAAAAAGCUAGACUCUCUUGGUAAUCCAGGAGUCCAUCGAGAAUGGCACUAAGCCUAGGAGGACGAAGGAGCAAUAUCUUCGACCCCUGGUCACUAGACGUCUGGGAUCCAUUUGAGGGUUUCCCUCUCUUCACAGGAGCUGUGACCAGUCUCCCAUCCACCCAACGGGAAACAACAGCUAUUGCCACUACACGGGUCGACUGGAGGGAAACCCCAGAGGCUCACAUAUUCACAGUUGACCUUCCUGGGCUGAAGAAAGAGGAGGUGAAAGUGGAGAUUGAGGAUGGCAGAGUAUUGCAGACCAGUGGAGAGAGGUGCAGUGAGUUAGAGGACAUGAAUGAUAAGUGGCACCGUGUGGAGAGGAGCACCGCCAAGUUCUUGAGGAGGUUUAGGUUACCAGAGAAUGCAAAGAUGGAUCAAAUUAACGCUAACAUGGAGAACGGUGUGCUUAAAGUAGUUGUGCCUCAGGAGCAGGCAAAGAAACCUGAGGUUAAGCCUAUUGAAAUGGUUAGAACAGCAGUCUCUUUUCCUGGUGCUAGAAUAAAACUUUUGCACUUCCAGUGUGGUGCCGUCUGUAUGAUAGGGUACUGGUUUAAGCGUUUUGUUUGUGAAACAUGUAUCCUCCCUUUUGGUGUAUUUUCAGUAGUGCAUAGUUUUCAGAGGUUGUGUGAAGUUGCGUUAAAAACUUGAAUAAAUAGCUGCUUUCUUUCUGUUUAA